This is a messenger RNA of Brassica rapa (field mustard), 541 nucleotides long. RefSeq lists its product as uncharacterized. The record is from RefSeq and is a predicted model, not a curated record. NCBI's taxonomy places the organism in Eukaryota, Viridiplantae, Streptophyta, Magnoliopsida, Brassicales, Brassicaceae.
GAAAUCACAAAGCAACAAUGACAAAGAACUCAAAGGCUUCUUCUCUAUGUCUACUACUCCUCCUCAUCCUCGUCUUCUCUCUCAGUUCUCAACCAGCACUCUCCUUUCGUGCCCCAAAACCGCAAUCACAACCAACAUCACCUCAAACCAUAAUCGAUGAUUCGUCUUCAAUGGGCAAGAUCGACCAUGCAAAAUCCAUGAUUGCUGAUUUCUUCAGCCACAAGUUUCCACUAAAGAGCUGGCCUAUCCCCAAGUACCCACCGUUCACAUUGGUUAACCCUAAUAUUCAAACAAACCCUUCUGGAGCUCAAGAGGAAUCAGAGAAGUUACCUUCUUCCCCAGUCAAAGCCAACAAAGAUGGAGGAAACGCCUAAAUGUAGCAUUUUACUAGUAUGUUGUCAAAUAUAUCUAUGGUCUUACAUUUCUUAAAAAUAAAAGAUAAAAAGUAGCUUUAACAAUGUGUCCUGUGUUUCUAAACAAUACGUUUUGUUGAGUUGGAAAAUACAAUAUAUAGUUGUGUUAGCAACAUAUUGUUAGUUCC